AUGCCUGCCGCCAAUAAAUCCAAUCUUGCCCUCGCUGCUGCUCCGUCCCCAGAAGCCAUCAAUGGCGACGAGGAUGCCCAAACGCCGCGCGAAACCAAGGGGCGUCGGAGCCGUCAACCUCCUGUAGAGUGGGACUACUCAGAGGAUAUUCGUGCGCAUAUCAAGAAGCGCAGAAGGACUGGCCAGGCUUGUGACCGGUGCAAAGGCUGUGCGCCCUGCGUUGAAGAAGCUGGCUUGGAGUGCAAGGUAACUGAUACGGUCACCGGGGAGACCUCGGUGCGCGGUGCUGCUGGGCGAAUGGCCACUCAAAUUGAGGAACUCAAGGCACGUAUUGCCGUGCUCGAGGAGGAAAACAGUGAGAUUCGUAUCAAGUAUGGGCCCAUGACCGUCCCGGAGAAGGAACUCCUGACAAUUUCUCCCGCCGACACUCAUAUCGCCGCCUUCCCCUCGUCGGAGGACCUCCAGCUCCCUUCCACCGGCGAGUACAUCGCUGCUCUCGAACGGGCGAACACUCAGCUUAGCUUCCGCAGCACCGAACUGGAGAUCCAGAACAAGAUCCUGCGAGAGCAGGUCGAGCAGCAAAACGAGCUGCUCCAGCUCACCGAUGCAAGUCGCUGCUCAUUUUGA
Penicillium canariense is the source of this 627-nucleotide messenger RNA. RefSeq lists its product as uncharacterized. Bases 1 to 627 code for a protein of 208 amino acids. The record is from RefSeq and is a predicted model, not a curated record. NCBI's taxonomy places the organism in Eukaryota, Fungi, Ascomycota, Eurotiomycetes, Eurotiales, Aspergillaceae. The transcript has 2 exons.